AAUUGAGUACAGUACAAAAAUGUAUAUACAUUACCCAGUAGUGAAUUGGCAAACUGCACUUUCGUUCACUACAAUUCUAGCUGUAAAUUAAUGUAUGAAUUAAUGAAUGACCUACAUACAGGCACACGCACGCACGCGCGCAUACACACAAAGAGUAAAUAAUUUUCUAUGCGAUUUUCUGAUGCCCAGCCCUCUGUAGGCUCAGGACCUCUGUAUCUCCAAAGCGCCUCCGUGACCAUCGUCGGAAACAUUCGAAGUGCUCCGACAAUUACCGAAGGUUGCAGCCAUCUUCGUUUUGUUUAUUACCAGCACGCACUCCCGACAUUAUUCCCUACAGUUGCUUGAAUCGAGUUUUGAAACUACAUAUAAGCGAUAUUUACGUCCGCGUUUUAUAGUUACCAUUCCCUUCUGCGUAGACGACAUUUUACACACUUCUUCACGUGUAUUUCUGUUAACUUGUUUUUGAUAUACUGAGGGGCGCCCGUCGGAAAGGUGUCCGCCAUUUUUGUUCGGGGCAAACGGACAGGGAGCGAAAAGAUGCCGAAGAGUUGUUCUGCAUACAACUGCACAAAUAGAUACAACAGUAAGAAUCCGGAUCUCACGUUUCAUAGGUUCCCCUUCAGUAAGCCUUCUGUGCUUAAAGAAUGGCUUCACAACAUCGGGCGCGAGGACUUCCAGCCUAAGCGACACAUGGUCAUCUGUUCGCACCAUUUCACCCCGGAGAGCUUCAGCGGCCUCGGGAACAGGAAGAACCUGCUGUGGAACGCGGUUCCCACCCUGUUCACCUUCCCCGCGUCCUCUCCAAAAAAAAAAAAGUCCAGAAAAAAGUGUAAAAAAGAUGUUACCUUGGGAUUUCAACAAUGGGAGGAGAUGUUAUUGGACGAGACGAAUUGCCAACAGGAGCCAGGUCCACAGGAAGUUGCUGCACCAGUUUUAGCAAACAAUGACGAGCACAUAGCUGAACAGCAGCUGACGUCUCUCACGCAGGACUGUGGGUCAUGUGACCACAGCUACGCGCUCUCUGACGCCUGUGAGACGAAGGUCCGCCUCUUCAGCACGCUGGACGCCAACAGACGGCUUUGCCAGAGGUUAAAGGUCAAAUGCCAAGCGAUCCGCCAUUUGAGAUUAAAGCUGCGGGACGCCCGGCGUGAGCUGGCCGGCCUCCGGGCGGGACGGGACUGCGUUCGGACUUCCGCCACGCGCGCGGACGGCGGGGGACACAGGAAGUGACCCGCACUUCCUGUUCUGGAUGUUCGCCGUAUUCACAGGCUUUAUGUGACUGUAUGGGACUCAAUGCACUGAAGAGAAGAGACUGCAAAAUGGUUUGCAGCAUGUGUGGGCAUGCAUGUGCGUGUGUGUGUGUGUGUGUGUGAUUGUGUGUGCAUGCCUGUGCGUGCGU
Messenger RNA from Anguilla anguilla (European eel), 1399 nucleotides. RefSeq names its product THAP domain-containing protein 3-like. Bases 538 to 1230 code for a protein of 230 amino acids. NCBI's taxonomy places the organism in Eukaryota, Metazoa, Chordata, Actinopteri, Anguilliformes, Anguillidae. The record is from RefSeq and is a predicted model, not a curated record. The transcript is spliced from 4 exons.